This is a messenger RNA of Pichia membranifaciens NRRL Y-2026, 2621 nucleotides long. RefSeq lists its product as hypothetical. Gene Ontology annotation, biological process: RNA processing. Gene Ontology annotation, molecular function: ribonuclease III activity. NCBI's taxonomy places the organism in Eukaryota, Fungi, Ascomycota, Pichiomycetes, Pichiales, Pichiaceae. The coding region runs from base 244 to 2454 and encodes 736 amino acids. The record is from RefSeq and is a predicted model, not a curated record. The transcript has a single exon.
UCUCACGCCUUUUUCUUCUUGACUUUUUCCGUUCCCCGCGGCGAGAUUUUCCCUGUCUCUAUGGUGGUGAGGAGGGAUGAUUCACCACUUCGAUGACUCUGCCGUUGUUACGAGGGGGGGAGUGACUGGAGGACGUGUCUGGGCAACAGAGUAAGAGAGAUCUAGCCAUUAGAAGGAAACUAAAGUGUGUUUCGUGAUAGAUAAGAAACGAGAAUAGGUUUUCCAUAUAAAGAGAGGCCAGAGAUGUCGAGUGAGGUGGUCAGCAGCACUCUAACACAGGAUGAUUCCCUCACGAGGAAAAAAAGUACCACCAACAGUAACAACGGCGGUGAAAAUCACGGCUCUAGGAGCUCGUCCUCGAGUAACGGGACUACCAGCAUCAUAAGAAAAAAACUCAACUUCACGGAUGAGGCUCUCUGGAAGCAGUUCUCCUCUAGAAGACUUCAGUUAGUGGAGUCCCUAUCGUUAAGCUCUAAGAAGGCAAGCGAACAGGAUGAGGAAAUAAAGGUGUGUGCAAACACGCUAAUGACAGAGUUUCACUUUGCAGAGUCCUCAUUACCAGAAUUUGACAAAUUAGUUAGAUUGGCAAUCCAAAGUGUGAGACGAAAUAAGAAGAGGUCAGAGAAAAGGUUGGCAAGCAAACUUGAAACAUUCACAAGCGACGACGAGCAGUUCCCGCAUAGUAUAAAAAGACCGAAGGCGGAGAGACAUGGCAGCGGGGCUGGUAGUAGGAGUGAUGAAAGAAGCGAUGAAAACGAUGAUGGGGCCCACAACUUGAACCUGUUGUCGACAAUAUUGAUCGAGGAGGAAAACCAUAAUAGACUGCAUAGUCAUAGCAGCGAUUACAAUGGCGAAAAUGACGGAAUACCCAACACCGAUAGCGAGAUCACGACCUCCAACAGCAUUGUCACCAAUCCGAAAAAGACCUCUUCUGUCAUGGACUUCUCGCUGAUCAACCACAAUCAUCACAAGAGUGGCGAUCACAAGGAUACGGAAAACAUUGACUCUAGGGUUGCCAUAGAUUCACUGGUAGCCCCAAUAAUACAGGACUCUGAUAAGUUGCCUUCGAUUAAGAAGUUGGAUGAAAGCCCUGAAUUUGCAAACGAGUCACAAAAAAUCUUGCAUAAAAUAAAAAACUCGAAAAGCUGUUUCGAAUUCUCGAAAAACUCAGGCAACGACUAUAGUAGGACGCAGAACUAUGAUCUACUAGAAGAAUUUGGUUCAAGUUGUAUCAAUGCUGCUGUUCUUUACACAUUAGAAAAAUGGUUCGACCAUUUACUACCAGAUUCUUCAUCUUACAUAAAGCUUAGACUGAAAAGCGAUUUGACUUUGGGUUUAAUCAUCAAAAAUCUGGACACUGAAUCGGUGGAAGUAAACAGAUUAAGCAAUUAUGUUGCAUCCCAAUUGUUCAAAAAAUUAAUUGGUGGCUGUGUGAAGGAUUACGGCUUUGAUUCCACCCUGAACCCGCUAUGUGAUAUUUUUCACAGCAUAAUAUUAAAGGAUUACCCCAUUAUAGCAAAGGAUCAACUGAGAAAAAAUCAAGACCUUGACGUCAAUAGGAACUACGCGAAAAAUGUUCACAGUAGCAAAGAAGUUAAUUUUCGGGAGAGCAACACAACUGAACCGAAGACGAAUUAUUUCAAGAACCUCUCAGUUAUCGAUUCUACUAUCUCACAACCGAGUGCACAUUCUGUUGAUCUUUUCACAACAUCUCCAGUCAACUCCAGUGCAAAUAGUAAAACUCAUGACAGUGAUAGCGCGUUGAUAGAACACAAGAUGAAUUUUUUAUCACACUCAGAGAUGCCGGACUUUCCCUUGUCUACGGCUCAUAUACCUAUUCCACCUGCAAACAUCCCAUACCUGCAAGAUCAUCAAAUGAUGGACUCCCAGAUGAAAUCAUCAACUAUUGCACCACCGCCACUGCUGCGCUCCAAACAGUACACAAACGUCACCAUAAAAUUCAAAGAGAAGGAUUUGAAAUUCAGAUAUUGUAUGGAUAGUAAUGCUCCACCCACAGUACUGGAGCUGAUUACCAACUGCAAGCAAGCUUUUGGAGUUGUCACUUCAACCAGGGUCCUUAACCUUCGAAAUCUGAGGUCGGGUGAUAUCAUCAAGACGGAUCAUGAGCUGGAGCGUGUACUACGAAUGGCGGCCAUGCUAAGCACCGAUGGGAAUGGAGAGGUCGGUUUGGAACUAGUUUUUGCCAAUGUGACACAGGGCUAUUUGAAUUUGAACUAUGAUUCUUCCACAAAGUCCAAAAACAAAAACGAAAGAGAACAUCCAGCAGGAGGUGAUGAUGACCGUAAACUUCCGGCAGAACACGAGCAUGAACACCAUUUAAAUAGUAUCAGCACAGGUGAUUCAUUAAUAGGAAGAUACUUACCACCUCCACGGCCUAUCAGACCCGAUUCUCAACCAAGAAAUACAUUCAUGAAAUUCCAACCGCUUUUGUGAACCUAGCCCCAUGAACGCCAUAUAUUGGUAGAUUCCUUUGUAAAUAGAAAGGAACCCAACUUGUAACAUUUUGAUUCUAAAUUAGUAAUAUAGAUUAAUAUAAUUUCAGCUUUAAUAUAGAACACAGUUCAAAUCUGAGUUUCUGCUCUUCAUAAACUACCCAAUUC